Molecule: messenger RNA, 1191 nt
Organism: Eimeria acervulina
Lineage: Eukaryota; Apicomplexa; Conoidasida; Eucoccidiorida; Eimeriidae
Exons: 5
Coding region: 1-1191 (396 amino acids)
Source: RefSeq, a predicted model, not a curated record
AUGGAUUUAGAGCAAAAUGAAGAAGAGAGAGGCCUCCUCAGCUCUCAAGAUUUAAAAGAUAUACCGGUAUUGUUGCCGCUGCAACGCUGCAGAGGCCUCGGAUGGCUUAAAGGAAAACACUGGGGAUGUUUAGGGCUUAUUGACUCUGGUUUAUAUGCAGCACUCUUUUCUCGUGUUGUGCUGGUACAAGACAGCGACAACGGCGCCGCAGCAAAUACGGCUGCUCCUCCUCCUGCUGCUGCUACCCCUCCUUCUGCUGCUCCUGCUGCUGCUGCUCCUACUGCACCAUUUGCUGCAGCAGCAGAAGCAGGAAGCAAUACAGGAGAUGCUGUGCUGCGCGUCCUUGAUAGCGUCAGCCCUGUGGAGAUGGAGGCAGCACCAGGUGAAGCAGAAGAAGAGGGUGGGGUAGCAGCAGGGGAAAUGUUUGCUGCACUGCUGCUGCCCGCCUCUCAUCCUAUUAAAAGAGACUCUAAAGUCAUUGAAGGAAAUUUUACUGUUUUACACAAAGUACAACAAGAUUCAGCAGAAGGAGAAGACGCCACGGAGUUGCAAGUCUGCUGCGGGGAGAUGCUCUGGCAUCCGCAGCCGCCGCUGCUGAUUGCUUGCCGCAGUCUCUGGACAGCACAGCAGCGCAUGCGGCUGACAAAAGGCAGCAACAACCCAUCUGCAACAGCAGCAGCAGCUGCUGCUGCCUCAGUAGCAGCAGCGCCAACAGCAGCAACAACAACAGCAACAGCAGCAGCAGCAGCAGCAGCAGCAGCACCAGGGGCACCUAACGAGUAUCUCGUGCUCUCAGACAUAGAAGAGAACGACGAUGAGGGGCCGUCUGCUGCAGAGAAAAAUCUAGAGGCCUUCCGGGCUACUGACGUACCUCGUGCGGCACUGAAAGCGCUGCGGGGAUCGCUAAGCGAUAGAGAGGCCUUUCGCCGCAUUGCAGCAGAAACAGCUGCGGUGUCUGUACAGUCAAUUCGCCAAAUGCCGGCGACGCUGGCCCGACUCUCAGCUGCAACAGCGGAGGUCUUCCAGAGGGCAGCAGCGGAUUGGGCUGCUGCUGGCAGCGCUGCUAUUCAGGCUGCUGCAGCCUCUGCAGCAAAAGUGCAGAAGGCGUGGAGGGAGAUGCACGAUAAAAGCAGCAGCAGCAGCACUAACAGCAAACCGGACGCAGGAAAUGAUGCAGACAGCCAUGCAUAG